GUGCUGUACCACCUGCUGAUUGCUACGACGAAGGGCAAGGCCCUCACGAUUCUACAGAUGGUGCCGAAGAACAACGGUGCCAUAGGAUGGAAGAGACUAAAGGAGGAGUACGAGCCGAAGUCUGGAGGAAGGCUGACGGCGAUGCUGAUGGGAGUUCUGAAGCCCGAGUGGGAGACCGCCGUCAGGAGCGGUGUCCGUGCUUGGGAGGCGGCCUGGAAGGAGUGGGAGAAGAGUGUCUCGCUCUACGAGGCCCAAUCCAUGGAGAAGGUCACGGAGGGCACGAGGAUUGCUGUUGUGGUCAGGUGGGCUCCAGAGGACGUGAAGGCUGUGAUUCGCCAGUCCCUGGGGGCGAUUGGCCAGGACUACAACAAGCUGGCCAGAGUGGUGACCGACUAUAUUGCGAGUGGGAAGGUCUACGAGACCACAGGAGCUCCCCACGGCAUCCAGUACACGAAUGAUGGCCCCAUGCCCAUGGACGUCGGACUGGUGAAGGACAACGGCGACGUCUGUGGCAUCUCCAAGCCGCCGAAGGGGUACGGCAAGCAAGCGAGGAUCGACGCAGGAAAAGGCCGUGGAGAUCGCGACUCUUGCGCGAACUGCGGCAAGAAGGGCCACUGGGCAAGAGACUGCUGGGCCCCAGGCGGUGGAGCGGCCAAGAACUCGAAAGGCAAGGGAAAGGAUAAGGACCCGAAAGGCAAGGGCAAGGACAGGAAAAGAUGCGACAAGUGCGGGAAGAUAGGCCACGAGGCCAAGGAUUGCAGGUCACACAUCAAGUGCGACAAGUGCGGCAAGACGGGUCACAAGGCUUCAGAGUGCAGGUCGAAGCCAGAGAACGCCGAGGUCAAGAGGAUCGUUAACAAUGAGGACGAGCUGUGGGUCAUGGGCGUCACCGAGAGCGUGAACACCGUCAACGACAACAGCAGGUACGUGUGGGUCUCCAUCGACAGCGGGUCGGAUGCAGACGGAUGUCCCCUCAGCUUCGGUCACUCGAGCGACGACGUCGAGGACCCCACCAGCGUGGAGCUGAGGACGGCCACGAACGAGGAGAUCAAGGACUAUGGCGAGCGGAAUGUUGGCAUUGCCUUCCUGGACGAGACGGGCAAUGAGGUGAUGGCCACGAAUCGGUUCCGCAUUGGCGACUUCAGCAAACCCGUACUGAGCUGCGGGAUCAGGGUCAUGAGAGGUGCUGUCAUUCAUCUGGAGCAGGGGAACAGCUACAUGGCCCCUCCGAGCUUGAACGGCACCCAGAAGAAGAUCCCUCUGACGAUGAUCGGGAAGAGCUUCUACGCGAAGAGCAAGCUGUACCGCCAGUGCAACCUGAACUGCAGGCUGCGCACGCUCUGCUGCCCACGGUGCCGCCACAGGAUCAUCAAGAAGCACCUGUACCACCACAGGCUGGACCUCCACGGGUCAAGGAAGCUCUGGAAGAACGUCAACGACGACUUCGAGAAGGAGCCAGAGGUACCCGUCGUGCAGAUAGACUACCAUUUCCUGAAGGACGAUGGCGAGGAGACGGAGGAUGCGGCCAAUAGAUUCUCCACCACGUUGGCCGUCAUUGACUGCGACACGGGCGUCCCUCUGCAGCUCAGCCUCCCUGAGAAAGGAGGCAAUCAGGACUACACAGUGACUGCGAUCGCGAGCUUUCUCCGCAGACUCGGGGCCACGAAGCUCAGACUUAGAACCGACGGCGAGCCGAGCAUCGUCAGCAUUGCGAACGCAGUGGCGGCCAAGAGGCUCAAGAUAGACAAGUACAAUGUCACGGUGGAGCAGACCCCCAGGUACUCGUCCCAGUCGCUUGGGGCAGUGGGGGCGCAGCAGAAGAUCCUACAGGGCCAGACCAGGACGAUCAGGGCCGCCACCGAGAAGAUGCUGGGUAUCAAGAUCGGUCCGAGUCACGUGUUGUGGCCGUGGCUGGUCAGGCAUGUUGGUUUCAUCACGGAGAUGUUCCAUGUCAAGUCAAGUGGAAGGACACCUCAUCAAGAUGCCACAGGCACCAAAUAUCAUGGAGUUAUUCUGAGGUUUGCAGAAGCUGCGAUGUUCAGACACCCUAUGUCGACGAGUGGCCACAUGACUGGAGGUAGACGCAGCCGCAAGUCGAAGUCGAUGUGGGAGAAGGGUAUCUUCCUGGGCAAGACCUACGAGAGCGACGAGUUCCUCAUGGGCACGAGCAGCGGGGUGCACCUGGUCAGGACGGUCCGCGGGCUCCCCGAGGAGAACCAGAGCGACCUGGAGCUCGUGGCCAAGAUGGUGGGAGUUCCCUGGGAUCGAGGCAUCGGCCAGAUCGGGAGGCCGAAGGGCAAGAAGAUUGUUGUCGUCCCAGCGGUCCCGCCUGAGGAGAAGCAAGACGAGCCAGAGGUCGAGGGCACCAGGCAGGAGAAGAGAGUUCCAGACGCCACGAUCGAAGGGGGGAUUGCAGACGACGGGCAGAGCUACAAGAGUGCCAAGAGUGGCUGCAUGGAAGACAUAGAGAUCUCCACGCCGAGGCAAGAAGGAGGUGCCAGCUCCUCGUCUCAGCAGGCUCAGCCCGCGGCUUCAGCCGCCACUCCGAGAGCCAGAAAACGGAGUGCUUCCGAAGCCGAGUCCCCUGAAGUCGAGAUGGGCACGGUUGGCGGCGUCGAAGGUUUCGUGAUGGACGAGGCUGACACGGUGCCCGCCAUGGACCCCGAGAUGGACAUUGACUGGCACGAGGGCGAGUACGACAUCGACCUCAUCAAGGCUGGCAAGUGCAAGGAGAUUAACACAAUGCAUGAGUUCGACGUGUUCGAGGCAGUGUCGCCUGACGAGAUAGAUUCUACGUGGACGUGGCUGUCCACCAAGUGGGUUUACCAGGAGAGGGGUGAUGAGAUCCGAUGCCGAUUCGUUGCCAGGGAGUUCAAGAGCAUGGACCCAGAGCGAGAAGGGUUGUUCACACCGGCAAGUGAGCCCACAACAGGGAGGCUCAUAGACUUCAAGGCGGUGAAGAUGAACCAACCCACGGUCAUCAUUGAUGCUGUCAACGCCUACUUCCACGCGAUGCAGGACAGGCUGGUGGCGGUUGUGCCGCCUAAGGAGUGGAUGGAGGCAGAGGCUCUCAAGGGCAACACGACACGGACGAUGUGGAGAAUGAAGAAGAAGCUCUACGGCGAACGGGAUGCGAGCAGGGGGUUCAGCGACUUCAUGACUGGUACCCUCGUGUCGGAGAUGGGGUUCAUCCAGUGCCCCGAUCAGCCGUGCUUCUAUCGCCGAGAGCGGGACUCCGUGGACCUGGAGCUCCACCAGGACGACAUCUACGCCACUGCGGGUGAUGUUGAGCUUCAGUCGUUCACGACGGAGUUGGCCAGCAAGGUCAAGAUUAAGGUGAGCAAGCUGCUCAAGGCUGGAGACAAGUACAAGCACUUGAAAGGAGGGAGAGUGAGAGUACAUGAUGGCAUGUUUUUGACUGGCAACAGGAAGUACGCCGACAAGAUCGUCGAGCUGUUGAACUUGGGCAAGGCCAAGAGCUCGCCUACUCCCAUCGUGACGAGGCUGCUGGAGGACGAUCUCAAGGACCCGUUGGACGCAGAUGACACCACGCUCUACAGGCAGUGCGUGGGCAUUGCGAGGUACAUGAUCAACUACAUCACGGAGGCCACGUUCGCAGUGCACGUGUUGAGUAAGAGGAUGUCGAAGCCCACCGUCAAUGACAUGAAGAGGCUCAAGCACCUGGGCAGGUAUCUACGUGGAGUUCGUGACUACGGGCUGUUCUUCCCCAAAGAGGGUGAGGUGGAUAUCCUGGAGUGCUACACCGACUCGGACUGGGCUGGGGACACCAUCGACAGGAAGAGCGUAUCGUGUGGAGUGUUGAGCUGUGGUGGCUGCACGCUCCUAGAGUACUCGCGCGGCCAGUGCACGCAGGCGCUGAGCUCAGCCGAGGCGGAGUACUACGCGGCGGUGACGGUGGCAGCCGAGGCGAUUCACAUCCAGAGCGUGAUGAAGUUCCUUGACAUGGACGUGAAGAUCAGGGUCAGGAUGGACUCGAGUGCAGGAAAGGCGAUCUGCCACCGCAUCGGGGUCGGCAAGAUUCGCCACCUGGAGGUCCGCACCUUGUGGCUUCAGGCGAAGGUGCGGGACAAGAAGCUGGCGGUGGUCAAGCAGGCCGGGGAGACCAACCUGGCCGACAUCGGGACCAAGGCGCUGGCGAGCCAGAGGUUUCACUGGCUGCGGAGGCAGCUAGGGCGGCGCCCGCUGGAGGGCGCAGACGAGAUCGAGGAGAGCACCGCGGCCCGAGUCAAUUUCGUGAGCGACACGACGUCCAAGAUGGCGAAGGUCGGAGCGGCCUUGAUAGCCCUCAUGGACAGCCUGGGCUCGGUGAAGGCAGACGGUGAGUGCGACGUCUACGGCUACGAGACGGACAAGAAGGAGAUCAUCCUGAAGGACACGCGCCUGGGCACGGGCGUGCACCUCGAGGGCGUGUUGCUCAUCGGGGUGGUGAUCCUCAUGGCAAUCCUGUUCUGCGCAGCGGGUUGCUGCGCGGGCUGGUGUGUGGGCUACUUCAUGAGGCCCAACAACGCGAAGGAGUGCGAGAUGAAGAUGGUCCUGGACGUGGCUCCAAAGAGAGGCGCCAAGGCCAAGAAGGAGAAGGUCGAGAGGAGGACGAUCUCGACGCAGAGCCAGGGUCAAGAGGACCGCCAGCAGAAGGGCUUGAGCGACAUCGCCAGAGCCCGCUAG
Prorocentrum cordatum is the source of this 4686-nucleotide messenger RNA. NCBI's taxonomy places the organism in Eukaryota, Dinophyceae, Prorocentrales, Prorocentraceae. The record is from the annotation of a GenBank genome assembly.